Messenger RNA from Oncorhynchus mykiss (rainbow trout), 886 nucleotides. RefSeq names its product DNA-directed RNA polymerase II 19 kDa polypeptide (gene rpb7). Lineage: Eukaryota; Metazoa; Chordata; Actinopteri; Salmoniformes; Salmonidae. Gene Ontology annotation, biological process: transcription initiation at RNA polymerase II promoter; DNA-templated transcription; positive regulation of nuclear-transcribed mRNA poly(A) tail shortening. Gene Ontology annotation, cellular component: RNA polymerase II, core complex; P-body. Gene Ontology annotation, molecular function: single-stranded DNA binding; translation initiation factor binding; single-stranded RNA binding. The record is from RefSeq and is marked provisional.
AAGUCAAACAUUACCGUCUUCCUGUGAUGUGCCGCUGGACUUAAAUAAUCAUUCAGAAAAAGAUAACCAUUACUUGCUGAUAAAUUAAACAACUGGCUACAAUCAAGUAGGCGUCAGCGGGAAAUCAUGUUUUAUCAUAUUUCCCUGGAGCAUGAGAUCCUGCUCCACCCUCGGUACUUUGGUCCCAAUCUCCUGAACACUGUGAAACAAAAGCUCUUCACAGAAGUGGAGGGAACAUGCACAGGAAAAUAUGGAUUCGUCAUUGCGGUGACCACCAUUGACAACAUUGGUGCAGGUGUCAUCCAACCAGGCAGGGGAUUUGUGCUUUACCCAGUCAAGUACAAGGCUAUUGUCUUCCGUCCAUUCAAAGGCGAGGUGGUAGAUGCCGUGGUUACCCAGGUCAACAAAGUUGGACUGUUCACAGAGAUCGGCCCCAUGUCCUGUUUCAUCUCUCGUCACUCCAUUCCCUCAGAGAUGGAGUUUGACCCCAACUCAAAUCCUCCCUGUUAUAAGACCACUGAUGAGGACAUUGUAAUCCAACAGGAUGAUGAGAUUCGGUUAAAGAUCGUGGGAACAAGAGUGGAUAAAAACGACAUUUUCGCUAUUGGAUCCCUCAUGGACGAUUACCUGGGUCUUGUCAGCUGAUGUCCCUGCAGUGCUAUGCUGAUGUAUCAACAUACAUCCCUCAUAUUUUAUGUAAAUGCCUCGACAAUACAGUACUGUCAGUACAAAUAUUUUUCUAGGUUGAUAAUGUGGUAUUGCUACAAAUCCUGUACUAAGUGGGGACACCGUAUGAAUACAUACUGUUGAAACCACACAGAGCCUGUUGAUAAGCAGGUGUUUAUGUUGCUGUAUCGUCUGAGUUGCCCUUCCAGUUGCUGUUGUU